UUAAGAAAGACCAUGGUUCGUGCGCAUCGGCAAGCAUGGACAUGGCAAGACGAGUGGUAUGGCCUGACGAUCGAAGACAUUCGCAAGUUAGAACAUGAAGCAGCCCGUGAGCUAUCCAAGCGUUUCGCUAAUGACUCAACUAACGAUGACAAUCCAUCUUCAGAUGUCGGAGGUCGGGAACUAACCGAAAAAGUCGACACCUGGGACACUACACAGUCAGAGAUAACUCCGAGAAUUCCCGAUGACACCCUUCAGGUAACAAGUACUAUCACUCCCACCUCUCAUUUAAGUAUUUGA
This is a messenger RNA of Protopolystoma xenopodis, 297 nucleotides long. The record is from the annotation of a GenBank genome assembly. NCBI's taxonomy places the organism in Eukaryota, Metazoa, Platyhelminthes, Monogenea, Polystomatidea, Polystomatidae.